AUGGCACUUAAGGAAAGUCAUACGGUCAUUGAAUUGAAAGGUAGUGAAAGUCUUUUGAAUGAUCAACCUACUUCUAAUAAAUCGCCUGGAUCUGGACCGAGUACGGCAGCAUCUUCAAUUGUACAUCAGUCGAAUAUUUUUAUGAAAUAUGUUAGUUUAGUUGCAUUAACACUUCAAAAUGCGUUAAGCAUAUUAUUAUUACGUUAUGUGCGCACAGUUCCAGGAGAACGGUUUAUCAAAUCCACCGCAGUUAUUAAUUCAGAAUUUCAAAAAACAAUUUUAAGUAUACUUUUACUCAUUCAUGAAGAACGUAAUGUUAUUGCAGCUUUUAAAUUAAUGUAUAAUAAAAUUGUACGUCAACCUUAUGAUACAUUUAAAACUGGAAUACCAGCUUUACUUUAUACGUUGCAAAAUAAUCUUCUUUUUAUUGCUAUUUCAAAUCUCGAUGCUGCUACAUUUCAGGUUAGCUAUCAAUUAAAAAUUUUUACAACAGCUGUUUUAAUGGUAAUUAUCCUUCGUCGUCAAUUAAAUCUUGUUCAAUGGCUUGCACUCUUUCUUCUAUUUCUUGGUAUUUCUCUCGUACAAGUUGAAAAUAUGACAACAGCAACACCAAAACAAGAUGUGAAUGCUUUAUAUGGAUUAUUUGCUGUAAUGGCUGCUUGUACAUUAAGCGGUUUAGCUGGUGUUUAUUUUGAAAAAAUUCUCAAAGGUAGUGAUGUAUCUGUAUGGAUCCGCAAUAUUCAAUUAGGUAUAUUUGGAAUUUUUUUUGGUACAUUAACAAUGUAUUUAUCUGAUGGUGCAGAAGUAAAAGCAAAAGGAUUUUUAUAUGGUUAUACAAAUAUGGUAUGGAUUGCAACAUUAGUUCAUUCUGUUGGAGGUCUUAUUGUGGCAUUAGUUGUUAAACAUGCUGACAAUAUAUUAAAAGGUUUUGCAACAUCAGCAGCUAUUGUACUUUCAUGUAUUGUUAGUAUGAUGCUAUUUGAUUUUGAAUUAACAAUAUUAUUUACGUUGGGUUCAGGCUUAGUCAUAUUCUCAAUAUUUCUUUAUUCAAAAACCGAACUAAUUCUAUAUGUACCGAUUUUAAAUACCUUUAUCAACGACAGAUCAGUACUAUUUCAACACUAA
Rotaria socialis is the source of this 1125-nucleotide messenger RNA. The record is from the annotation of a GenBank genome assembly. NCBI's taxonomy places the organism in Eukaryota, Metazoa, Rotifera, Eurotatoria, Philodinida, Philodinidae.